Messenger RNA from Vitrella brassicaformis, 5783 nucleotides. NCBI's taxonomy places the organism in Eukaryota, Vitrellaceae. The record is from the annotation of a GenBank genome assembly.
CUACACUGCUGACUCUGCCCUGCCCCCUCACCCCAGUGUCCCACAGUCUGCCUCUCUGUUGACUGCCUGACUGCCUGACUGUCUGCCUACCUGUCUGCCUGCCUGCGUGCCUGCGACACAAGCAAGACGGCCGGCCGCAUCAGGUUUUCCCGUCUGAGCUAUGGCGUGUUCGUCUCUGCUGAGUGAGGCGGACCUCCAGCGGUUCCGCACGCAGCCAUGCCGUCGCAACAAGACCAGGGACGGGUGUGGCUACGGUGACAGAAGAUGCCAAUUCAGCCAUAACACAUUCUGGGUCGGCAGGCAGGCCACACUAUGGCGGGCAUCAUCGCAGGCAGGACAGUUUGUACGUGUGAGUCUGUCUGUCUGUUUGUGUCCAAUAGGUUCGACGCUGUCCGUUUUACUCGUCCGAUCCGAAGUGUCUCAGAUACCUGCCUCUCAAAUGCAGCGCGGUGAGAACGACAUACACACACACACACACACAGAGACAGAGAGAGAGAGAGAGGCGUCCUUAAUCGAAUGUGUGUGUGUGCGUGUGUGUGUGUGACAGGUUGAGUUGAUGGAGGGUGAUUCGGUGAGGAACUUCUGCAAGCGCGGCGGCAGCUGCCCAUACGCACACUCGAGGGAAGAGAUCAACUACCACCCACUUUACUACAAAACGUACCCACACACCGACGCGGAGCACUCAGAGAGUCUCAGAAUGCCUUUAUAUGGAUGGCGUGUUGCAAACUUGCUUGCCUGGGUGUGUGCAGUGAGGUAUGUGAGGCCAACCAGAGCAGCGAGUGCAAGGAGUACUACUGCCCGUUCGUCCACGGCCUGGCCGAGCAGCGCACACCAGAGGUCUGCAAAAUCGCGGGCUUCGGCCCGGACGGCAACGGCCUCCCACCCACAGUCAAACGCGCCAAUGUUGUAUUCGUCAACAAAGCUGGCGAGUAAGCUUGUGAGGCGCCAUGGUAUGGACAACCAAACAACUGUGUGUCUGGUGUGACCAUAGCCCAUUUCCUGCGGUGGAGUCGCCGCCCUCUCGCCGCCGUGUCAACCUCCACAAGCCCACAGGACAGCCUCAAGACAGUGCGCCACCGACACCAUGCGAGCUGCCCAGACCCGCCAUCGGCACCGUCACUGCAAGUGCGGCUGGCUGCACACACAGAGAGAUGUCGCACGCAGCCAUGCGUCCGUGUGUUUGGCUGUGCGCUCAGAUAUGCACCCGUUUUCGCACCAGGAGGGUUGUCAGUCUGCGUUGCUGCUGCUGAGUUGCGGCGACCAGGUGUCGGUGACGCACACGGACAGCCGCGGCAGCAAGGGCUGGAUGUACGGCACCUGCAUCAAGGGCGCCCACGCCGGACACGCCGGAUGGUUCCCAUGCGCCAUCGUCACCUUCGACAACCACAGCAGCGACGAGCAGCACCAGCAGCACCACAGCAGCGGCAGCAGCUCCCGCACACACCAUGUGCCGCCCUCUCCCUCACUGCCUACGUCGACCGAAGAAUUCUCUUCUUGCCAGAUCCCCCCAGACACAGACACACAUAUGGACUCUCCACCAGAUCGAUCACUGUCUAUGCGUCCGUCCGUGGUUGUAUGUGCAGAGCGGCGACACACCGACGGACACGCCCAAGGCUUCUGGUGCCGUCGCUUCACACACGGGUCUGCAGGUGCACCACCACGACAGUCAUCGUGCGGAGGAGACGUGGCAGGUGGGGAGUCGAUACCUCGCCAGCAGACUGCAGAUGAUGCGGCCGCGCGAGUGGCCACACGUCCUCACCAACGGCAGCCAGUGAUUCGUCGUUCGUCGAUCGUGUGUGUGUGUGUGUGUAAGUGUGUGUGUCGUGGGCGUUGGUAUAUGGAAGCGAGAGUGACUGAGUAACUAACUGGGAGAGAGGGGGGAUUCUCUCUUCUCGGUGUAUGUCGUCUGUCUGUCUUCGCUAACACACAAAGUCUUCAAGUCAGCAGUUGUGCUGAUUGAUUGACGUGUCUGUCUCUGUAGCGGCCUGUAUGUAGCGAGCGACAGGUAGUCUGGCUGAAAGUGGUUAACCUGUGGUUAACUGACUGACUGACACGGGGCGAGGCGAGAUGAGGGCAUUCGUAGACAGCGGGGCGGCUGCUGCGAGAAGGCAUCACACAGAGAGACACAGACAGGUAGGCAGGUAGCACGCACACCACACCCACACAGGUAGUCACGUAUCAGGGAGGGAGGGAUGGACCAUCAUCCCAUUUUUGUCCAACCAGCCAACCAUUCAUAGCGCCUGUGCCCUCUCGCCGAAUCGCUCGCUCGUCGGUCUCGUAGAUUGAUUAAGGGAGAGAAGGAGUGAGGGAGGGGGGAACGGCUGUAGGUUCCCCCCUCUCCCCCGCCGUAGCCUCCUCCUCCCUACCCACUUGCUGUCUGUAGGUAGGCAACUAGAUAUUUGUGCGUACAGCCAUCCAUCCAUCCAGCCAUCCCUCGCCAGCCACACCAUGUUUGAUGCGUGUAUGCGAUUCAUUCAUGUGUGGUGCGUUCGUGUGCAUGUGCAUGUGCAUGUGAUGUGCAUGGGUCUCUACAUACAUACGACAUUCAUUGCGUACAUCCGUACAUACGUACGACAUUCAUCCACUCACUCAUUCUUCCAUACCAACUUGCUCCGUCUGUCUUGUCGCUGCUGCUGCUGCUGCUUUUUCUGACUAAUUCACGUCCGUACGGCAGGUACCAACACACACACAGGUCUGUGUCACUGUGUGCGGUGUUGGGUGGGUGUAAGGUUUUGUUUUUCCUCCCUCCCUCCCUCCCUCUCUGUGUCCACCCCGUCAGCCCAGUUGCCCUCGCCGUGACGCCCCGUUAUUGCACGAUCCAUCCCCUUAUUGUGUAUGCAGUGGUUUACAUACCAGUGAGAGCAGUAGCUACGUUUUCAUGCGUGUGGAUGAGUGAGUGAUUGAGUGUGUGUAUCCCUCCCUGCUUAAUCGAGCAGACGCGUAUCGCUUUCCAGACAGACAGACAGAGAUGGAAGGACAGACAGAAAGACAGGUGUGUGGUUGUGUAUGCAGGGCUACGACCUCUAGGCAUGGCUGGCUUGCUUGGUUUGGCUUGGCUAGUCUCUCUCUCCCUGCCUGGCUGCCCGUCGUCUCUUUCCCAUUGUUUGUGUGGAUGUGGCUUGGCCGUUCUCUCUCUGUAUGGCUUGGAUUAACGUGUGGCCGGUUGUCAUCCUCUCUGUGCCUUGCUAUCUUGCUAUCUUGCUAUCUUGCUUGCUAUCACUGCUUGUGAGUGGCUUUCUCGGCUCUAGGCUUAUACGGAUAUAUAGGCGAUCGUCUGCUCGUCAGUCAGUCAUACAUGCAUACGGGCAUAUGUGCGGGCUGCUGCUGACACGCAUAGAAGUAAGUGGUGACCGUCCUGAAAACUAAGUAAGCCACUAGCUUCGUUGCCUGCUUAGUGUGUGGACGUAACUAGCUCUGUGGGGGGAUGUGUGUGCGGCUGUGUGUGCGCCUGUGUGGGUGGGUGUCCGAGUCGACUGGCUCCCUGCUAGUUCGAUCAGUCCCCACCAGCUGUGCGAAUGGAUGGAUGGAUGGAUGUGUAUGCGGCCGUGUGUCUCCGCGAACCUCUCUUCUGUAAGGUGCCCGAGUCUCCGGAUGUCGGUGUGACUUUGUGUGUGUGCGGGUGGGUGCGGGGGCGUCCUCUGUUUAAGAGGAGAGUCUACAGCCAUUCCAUUGCACUCGUUGCACUACAUUGCAUUCCAUUGCAUUGCGUUCCAUUACACGGGCGCUGAGAGAGACGCUUGCGCACCCCGCUUAAGGCCUUUUUUCCAGAGCGCUCGUGAGCGACCCAGACAGACAGACAGACAGUAGAAUAAUCGUCGCUCACGAGUGCUCGCCACUCACCCAUGCGUCCACUCACUCAUGGUUGUUUAACCAGAGAGAGAGAGAGAGAGAGAAGAAGGCGGACCGAUUAGAGGGUCCAUCUGACUGGCUAAUGAAUGAAUGAAUGGAUGGGCGGGUGGGUGGGUGGGUGCACUGCACGGACCACACACACUUUGCUGUGCGGCAGAUGCAACCAGCAACCUACCUACCUACCUACCUGCUGGCAAGAGGAAGGAGAGGGAGCGUACUCGCAACACUCACUGGUUGGUAUACACAUGCAGACAGACAGACAGAGCGUAUGGCCGCCUGCCUGCAGUGUUGUUUGCAACGGGUGGGCCGGAUGGCUCUCCCUGCUGGUGCUUAACGUACGUCUCAUUGUACGUCUCAUUUUUAAUCCCUCGAGCGAGGGAGCGAGGGAGCAACCGUAGUGUUCGCGAGAGACCCCCGCCUCCCGUCUGCGCGUCCCAUCUCUGUGUCCCCACGUCCCUCUCCCCCACGCAAUCUCUCCCCAUCCCUCCCUCCCUCCCUCCCUCCUGCUUUUUUCUCUCUCUCUGCUGCUCCGUGAUGCGUGUGUGCGUAUGUGUGCCGAUGUGUGUGCCUGGAUCCAGCCAUUCAUUCAUUCAUCCAUUCAUUCAUUCAUUCAUUAGUAAGACGUACGGACAUACACACUUCCCUACCUAUCCACUUACCUACCUACUUGCCUCAUUGUACACUUACAUACAGCCAUACUCCAGUUGUGUCCUUCCUCUGCUUCCUCUGCCUGAGUGGUGUGUGUGUGGUGUGUGUGUGUGUGUUGUGUGUGUGGUGUGGUGUGCGCGGUGUGGUGUGUGAUGCAUGAAAUGCAUGCGUGUGCAAUUUUCUAUGUUCCCGACCAAAACGAGAAUCGACCGACAGCUGACCAAUCGCGACGUCUGUUGUGUGAGUGCGCGACUGACUGGCGUGGUCAAGAAGGAAGUAUCUCCGUGUUUACCGUCCUCCUCCCUCUGUGGAUGUGUGUGCAUGAGUGCCUCCUUCUCUGUCUGCCUGUCCCGUCCCCUAAUUGACUCAUUCCCCCCCCUCUCUCUCCCUGCCUCCCUGCCUGACGCACCCGUGUGUGACUACCCCUACUUGAUGAAUGGAUGCUUAUUUACGUACCAACCGACCUACCGACCCUUCAUGUGUCCAUGUGUCCAUGCCAUGUAUGUGUGUGAGGAAUGAGUGUCGCGAUUGAUUCUCUGUGUGUGUGCGUGAGCGUCAUCCGAACGUGCUGCCUUCCGUCGUCCGUGUGUCUGUCUGUCUGCCUUGGUUUGUGCGUGUCUGUCUGUCGUUAUGUCGUCGCUCUAUACACAUACACACAUAACGAUGAAUACUCAUAUAUACAUACGCAAUCCUGUUCCUAUGCCUUUCUCGUCCGUCCAUUUCACGUGUCCCCUUUCCUUGCCCACAGGGGAGGCGGCAUGCCGGGGGUGUUGUAUGUGGCGUACAUCGCUAGAUUUUGAUAAUCUGGAUAAUCUGGAAGGAGAAAGGCAGCGAGUGGGGCAGCCCGCCUGCCUUCUUGCCUGCCUGCUGCGUGUGGCUUCAUAUUUGUGUGGUGGGUGGUGUGCCUCUCUACCUGGCUGGUUAACGGGGGGGGUUUGUAUGGGAGGAAAGGGUGCAGUGCGUGGCGUAUUUAUCUUUCUCUAUGCCGGCAUCAUGUGCGUGUGUCGUCUGCCGCGUCUGCCGGCACGUACAUACAUUCAUUCAUCAUAACCUUCUCUGCUGUCUGCGUUGAUAGACGAGAGAUGGACCGACCUCUUAUGUCUGUGAAGCCAAGCCACCCACCCUUCACGCGAAGGCCUGGAUAAGUUUCCACGCGCCCAACGUCGACUUUGAAUGGCGUGCCGGCCACGUCGACUGAAAGUUUGGGGUUUCUAUCAAACCCAGAACCCGGAUGAAAUGGGCUGUUCUGGGCGGAUUCCUUUGCAUGUGAAGCGACAGAAUGCACU